UGAAGUAGCAGCUAACUGCUAAGGGUGACAGCGUCGCCGCCACUUUUGUAAAAAGCGAUUAAUAUGCACAGUACAGAGCAGGAAGUGACUCUUUUAAUAGAAUGUGCUUUAAACUGUUACAGUUUGUCACUAGCGAUUACGCUCCACGGAAUGUUAGCUAACCACUAGCACACGGCUAAGUUAGCCAAGCUAACUUGGUUAAUUCACCGGUUUCCAACAUUUUGAGGAGUUUCCAACAUUUUGAGGAUUGAUUAACAUUACCUGUUCGUGUCUACAAAUUAGAAGUUACUGCAACCAGUCGCCAUUAUGUUGAUAGACUGUUCGACCCCGACCCACAGAAAGUGCUGCAGGGAGUCAUUGACAUGAAGAACGCUGUCAUAGGAAACAACAAGCAGAAAGCCAACCUGAUUGUCCUCGGAGCUGUACCAAGGUUGCUGUACCUCCUCCAGCAGAGCUCGUCCAGCCUGGAGCUGAGGACAGAGUGUGCUGUGGUGCUGGGCAGCCUCGCCAUGGGAACCGAGAACAACAUCAAGUCUCUGGUGGACUGUCACAUCAUCCCUGCCCUCCUCCAAGGUCUCUUGUCUCCAGAUUUGAUCUUCAUUGAAGCCUGUCUUCGGUGUCUCCGAACGGUCUUCAUCAGUCCAGUCACACCUGUGCAGCUGCUCUAUACAGACCCCACUGUGAUUCCUCAUCUAAUGUCUCUACUGAGCAACUCUCAGAGAACCCAGGAGUACAUCACUCAGAUCUUCUCCCACUGUUGUAAGACUCCAGACCACCAGAUGGUUCUUUUUAACCACGGUGCCAUCCAGAACAUAGCUCCUCUGCUCAUCUCAUCCUCCUAUAAGGUCCGGAUGCAGGCACUAAAGUGUUUCUCUGUCCUGGCCUACGAGAACACUCAGGUCUCCACGACACUGGUGAAUGUGCUGGUGGACGGCGAGCUGCUCUCUCAGGUUUUUGUCAAAAUGAUGCAAAGGGAUCAACCCAUUGAAAUGCAGCUAACAGCAGCCAAAUGUCUAACCUACAUGUGUCGAGCAGGUGCCAUCAGAACAGACGACAGCUGCAUAGUUCUCAAGACGCUGCCGUGCCUCGUGAGGAUGUGCAGUAAAGAGCAUCUCCUGGAGGAAAGAGUAGAGGGUGCUGAGACGCUGGCCUAUCUGAUGGAGCCUGACGUGGAGCUGCAGAGGAUCGCCAGCACCACUGACCACCUGGUGGCCAUGCUGGCCGACUACUUCAAAUACCCCAGCUCCGUGUCAGCCAUCACAGACAUCAAGAGGUUGGAUCAUGACCUGAAACACGCACACGAGUUAAGACAAGCAGCCUUCAAACUUUACGCCUCGCUAGGCUCCAACGAUGAGGACAUCCGCAAAAAGAUCACAGAGACAGAGAACAUGAUGGAUAGGAUAGUCAGCGGCCUAUCAGAAUCAAGCAUAAAAGUUCGUUUGGCGGCCGUAAGGUGUCUUCAUAGUCUUUCACGAUCUGUGCAGCAGCUGAGGACAAGCUUUCAUGAUCACGCUGUUUGGAAACCUCUUAUGAAGCUGUUGCAGAACGCUCCAGACGAAGUCCUGGUUAUGGCUUCAUCCACACUAUGCAAUCUACUGUUGGAGUUCUCACCCAGCAAAGAGCCCAUCCUGGAGUCAGGAGUGAUUGAAUUACUAUGCAGUCUGACUCAGAGUGACAGUCCUGCACUGAGGGUCAAUGGGAUCUGGGCCCUGAUGAACAUGGCGUUCCAGGCAGAUCAGAAGGUGAAGGUGGAGAUAGUUCGGUGUUUGGGCACAGAGCAGUUGUUCCGCCUGCUGUCCGACCCUGACGCCAACGUCUUGAUGAAGACGCUCGGUUUGCUGCGUAAUCUGCUGUCGACUCGCCCGCACAUUGACCAGAUCAUGAGCUCCCAUGGGAAGCAGAUUAUGCAGGCGGUGACCCUCAUCCUGGAGGCCGAGCACAGCGUAGAUGUCAAAGAGCAGACGCUGUGCAUCCUAGCCAACAUCGCCGAUGGCAACACAGCCAAGGAGCUCAUCAUGACCAAUGACGACAUGCUCCAGAAAAUCAAAUACUAUAUGGGGCACUCAAAUGUGAAGCUGCAGCUUGCUGCCACCUUUUGCAUCUCAAACCUCAUCUGGAACGAGGAGGACGGUUCUCAGGAGCGUCAGGACAAGCUGAGGGAGAUGGGCUUUGUGGACGUCCUGCACAAACUGACCCAAGCCUCUGACCCCAACCUCAGUGACAGGGCGAAGACGGCGAUGCAGCAGUACCUGGCGUGACUACAGUGGGCAGCUAUCCUCAACUGCCAGCUGGACUAACAGUCGUCAGGAGCUCGUCUGCCUUCAGAUGUUCUGUUUCUGGUUUUUGUUUUCAUCUUGAGGCUCAUUUCGUUGCACAAAGACACCUUUUGUUUGGACCUGUGGCAGACCUCCCUUCACCUCCCUCUGCCACCUACACCUUUGAAACUCACCUGAAUCUGUGGUAGUUGGGAAAAUCAGCGGUUAGGAGGCUUCUUUCACUUGCUUUUUUCUUCUUCUUGAAGUGAAUCCUUUUGGGAUGUUUUGAUUUGAGAUUUAGAAUCUUUUUUUUUUUGUUGUUUGUUUGUUUUUGAAGUGCAGACGCCUGACACCAGCACCACUUUGGUGCUCUUGGACUUUUGAAUUCUGUUUUCAGAGAACCUACUACAGGAGCACGGCUGUUGGACAGCAAAGCUUCCCAGUUGUAUUUUUUGUUUUUUAAUUCUUAAUUAAUAUUACUAUUAAUAUUAAAUGUUACCUUAAGGCGUUGCAAACAAGGACACAUUUGGAGAAAAAAAGACAAAGACUGCCUAUUUUAAAAUUUUGGGUGUUUUCUUUUUUCUUUUUUUGUGGAUACAUACCUCGUAAAUAUAUAAAUAUAUAUAAAUAUGAACAUAAAUAUAUAUAUUUUUGGAUUUUUAUUUUCCCCCUCAGCCUCAUGUUUUUUUUCCAUUCAUUCCCUCUGAGCCACGACAUCAGUCUCCUCUGAUCAUGGUCUGUGGAGGUGAUAGCUCUGUCCAGCGUCCUUAUAAUCCCAAUGGGAAAUGGAGUUUGAUGGCGCUUCCUGUGACCUGCCCCGUUAUUAAUUAACACGGCAUGUGUAACACAGAAAACAAAGAGAUAGAGGAUGCAUGUAUCCCCACACCUCUGUUCAUUCUCUGCAGCCCACCCUUCUGUGUGUGUGAUUUAAAUCCCAGAGCUCCUGAGUUUCCAAACAAAUGAUGGAAGGAGAAAAAAAAAGGAGGAACAAUCUGAGAUGGGACCCGUGGAAGAUGAGGCACUUCAGUGCAUCUACAGCAGCAGAAUCCAGUGCUCCAUUGUUAUCUCACCUCUGUUAUAUAAUUUCUUUUCCCACCAUGAGUGUUCUUCCCUGGCAUUUCAAACCGUAUUGAAGCUCUGAUAGAAUGAAUGUUACCAUUGAAAAUAUAUGCAGACCUGAAGAAGGA
Mugil cephalus (flathead mullet) is the source of this 3442-nucleotide messenger RNA. It is a transcript of the gene armc8, whose product is annotated as armadillo repeat containing 8. The transcript has 22 exons. Gene Ontology annotation, cellular component: GID complex. Gene Ontology annotation, biological process: proteasome-mediated ubiquitin-dependent protein catabolic process. The record is from RefSeq and is a predicted model, not a curated record. Gene Ontology annotation, molecular function: protein binding. Bases 363 to 2258 code for a protein of 631 amino acids. NCBI's taxonomy places the organism in Eukaryota, Metazoa, Chordata, Actinopteri, Mugiliformes, Mugilidae.